AUGUUAGCUGAAGGCAGUAGCUCUCCACAUCCACUUAUCACGGCUUCUCCCGGGGCGCUCCUCCUCUACUCCUCUUACUUCUUCUCUCUCUGCUCCUCCUCUCUCUCCUCUUCUCCUCCUUUCUCCUCUCUCUCUCCGUCUCCCUCCUCUCUCCUCCUUUCGGUCCCUCCCCCUCUCUCUCUCCUCCUCUCUCCUUCUCCCUCCUCCUCUCUCUCUCCUCCUCUCUCCUCCCUCCUCCUCUCUCCUCUCUCUCCUCUCUCCUCUCUCUCCUCUCUCCUCUCCCUCCUCUCUCUCCUCCUCCUCUCCUCCUCUCUCCUCCCUCCUCCCUCUCCUCUCUCCUCCCUCUCUCCUUCUCCUCUCCUCUCUCUCUCCUCUCUCCUCCUCUCUCCUCUCUCCCUCUCCCUCCUCCUCUCUCCUCUCCUCUCUCCUCUCCUCCUCCGCUCUCCUCCUCCUCCUCUCUCUCUCUCCUCCUCUCUCUCCUCCUCUCCUCCUCCUCUCUCCUCUCUCUCCUCCUCUCUCCUCUCUCCUCCUCUCUCCUCCUCCUCCUCUCUCCUCCUCCUCUCUCUCCUCUCCCUCCUCUCCUCCCUCCUCCUCUCUCUCCCUCCCCUCUCUCCUCCUCCCUCCUCUCCUCUCUCCUCCUCCUCCUCUCUCCUUCACCUCUCUCCUCCUCUCUCUCCUCCUCCUCUCCUUCCUCCCCCUCCUCUCUCCUCUCUCCCUCCUCCCCUCUCUCCCUCCUCCUCUCCUCCUCCCCUCCUCCUCUCUCUCACUCCCCUCUCUCUCCUUCCUCCUCUCUCCCUCCUCUCUCCUCCUCUCCUCCUUCUCCUCCUCCUCUCCUCUCCUCCUCUCUCUCCUCCCUCCUCUCUCCUCUCCUCCCCUCCUCUCUCCUCCUCUCCUCCUUCUCCCUCCUCCUCUCUCCCUCUCUCCUCCUCUCUCCUCUCCUCUCCUCCCCUCCUCCUCCUCUCUCCUCCUCUCUCCUCUCCUCCUCCUCUCCUCCUCCUCUCUCCUCCUCUCUCCUUCUCCCUUCCCUCCUCCUCCCUCUCCCCUCUCUCCUCUUCCUCUCUCUCCUCCUCCUCUCCUCUCUCCUCCCUCUCCUCCUCAUCGUCUCUCUCCUCCUCUCUUUCCUAUGCCUCCCUUCUCCUCCUCCUCUCUGAUCUCUCCUUCCUCCCUCCUACCUCUCUAUCUCCUCCUCUCGUCCUUUCUCCCCUCUCGUCCUUUUCAUCCUCCGCUCCCGUCCCUUUCUCUCUUCUCUCUCUCCUCCCUCCCCUCCUCCUCUUCUCUCUUACUCUCUCUCGAUCCUCCUCCGCUCCUCUCUCCCUACCUCCGUCUCUUCCUUCUCUCCUCCUCCUCACCAUCCUCAUCCUCGGGUCUCUCUCCUUCCUCUCGUCCUUCUCCCUCCUCCUAACUCUCUCCUCUCCCCUCCUACUCUCUCCGCUCCUCUCUCCCGCCUCCGCCUCCUCAAGUCCUCCCUCCAUCCUCUCUCCCCUCGCUGGUGUGACCCACCUUCCGCGCUUGUGGAUGUUCUGGAUGUUUCAUUCGUGA
Messenger RNA from Knipowitschia caucasica, 1539 nucleotides. The record is from the annotation of a GenBank genome assembly. NCBI's taxonomy places the organism in Eukaryota, Metazoa, Chordata, Actinopteri, Gobiiformes, Gobiidae.